Molecule: messenger RNA, 3054 nt
Organism: Colletotrichum chrysophilum
Lineage: Eukaryota; Fungi; Ascomycota; Sordariomycetes; Glomerellales; Glomerellaceae
Exons: 6
Coding region: 1-3054 (1017 amino acids)
Biological process (GO): positive regulation of transcription by RNA polymerase II
Cellular component (GO): nucleus
Molecular function (GO): zinc ion binding; transcription cis-regulatory region binding; DNA-binding transcription factor activity, RNA polymerase II-specific
Source: RefSeq, a predicted model, not a curated record
AUGGACACGGCCGAUGGGGCGCCCGACGGCGGCGACAAGUCCCCGACCAAGGCCUCGGGCAACAACGAUGAGAAUGACAACGAUGACCAGAACCGCAAAAGAGCGAACAUCAGAAAGAGGACCAAGACCGGUUGCCUGACAUGUCGAAAACGACGCAUCAAGUGCGAUGAGGGAAGGCCCAUCUGCAACAACUGCAUCAAGUCCAAAAGACACUGCGAGGGUUACAACCAGCGAGUCAUCUUCAAAGACCCAAUCGGCGCAUUCAACCUGAACGGAGUCUACGGCCCCGUGGUCUACCCUCCCGAGGCGUCAAAUCCCCCUUUCCAUCAGCUGUCCAACCCGCCGCCGAAGUCAUCCAAUGCGCCUCCCCUGGCACCAAUAGCUCCCAAGCCGCCACAGAACAUGGACUAUGGCGGCCAGCCGAUGCAUCACCAGUAUGGCCAGGGCUUCCCAGGCCCAUCUUCGGGUCAUCACCCAUCUUCCUCUCCAUUCGACUUCAACCAGUAUGCCUUUGGGCCGCCGCAGAUACCCCCGCAAAUGCCCCCGACGCCCUCAUUGACAUCGCCCAUCAGCCCAGACCAAUUCCAGGGACCGUUCGGCGGAGCCCAGAGCACCUUUGUCAGUCCAAAUACCGACAACGGCUCGUUUGCGUACGUACCCCGGGAAGCAUGGCAAGGACAGCCUUCAAAUCAUGUACGGGUGGAAGAGAUUCGACACUACCCCAACGACCCUCUGCGGCGAGAAGACGUGGUGGAGGACCCCGAUGUCCAGUUCUUCUUCAACGACGACGACGACGCAUCCAUGGGCGAUUCGGACGACGGCUUCGAGGACUUGAUGGGUGAGGAGAGCGCCUACGGACAACUGGUCCAGGCCCGUUCGGACGGUCCCUGGGACGGCUUCGGCACCGAGGUCAGAAAGUUCUCCGCCUUUGCGGAGGAGACGAUUCUCACGUCGUACAUCCCGACCCCGAACAACUCACCGCUCAACGACGAGCGGACGGCAGCCCUGUUCUGGCACUUUAUCAAUGUCACGGGCCCCAGCAUGUCCCUGUAUGAGAGGCAUCCGUUUGACCACACGAAACUGAUGAACAACUUUUCUGUGCCAAAGGCCGGCCAUAACUUGUGGACCUACACGUUCCCCAUCCUGUCGUUCAACCACCCGGCACUCCUCCAAGCAAUGCUUGCCCUGGGCGCUUUACAGAUAGCCAAACUGCAGCAGAUCCCGCCGACGGCGGCCAUGAAACACUAUCACCUCUCCAUUCGCAGGAUCGCAAAGAACGUGCGAACAGUAAAGAGGAGGACGUCACCAGCCACGCUCGCAGCCACCCUGCUGUUGGGGUACUUUGAAGUGUGGAAUUCGGACCAUUCCAAGUGGUGCAAUCACCUGUUUGGAGCCAGGCUGCUGAUCAAGGAGAUACCUUUUCGGGAGAUGACGAGGAACAUACUGCCGCUGAAGCGAGCCAGACGGGCGCUGUUCCAAGAAAGCCAGAACCAGCCGUUCGACCCCUUUUACAUGGGCCACGACAACACGCACAUGAUGAACCAUGAUCUAGACGAUUUGGACCUUGGCCUACUGAGUCGAUUAACGAACCAACACGUGUCGUACGAGGACGAUGCAGCAGCCUCGAUCGGCAAUUACUACACUGACCGCGAUAUCGAACAUUACGAGCAUUUGAGGGAUCUGUAUUGGUGGUACUGCAAGAUGGACGUCUAUCAAAGCAUGCUCGGUGGUGGGAAGCCAUUUAUGGACUACCAGCACUGGACGCAAUGUCCGCCCCGAGCCCCGAUGGGCCGACUGGAGGCCAUUUACGGAACGUAUGACCACUUGAUGCUCCUUCUUGGUCGCCUGUGCAGUUUCGCUUCCAAGGACCUCGCUCGAAAGAAGAAGUCGUUCAAGGGGUUCGGGCCUCCGGGUGGCCCCCCGGGCGGUCGUCCAGGGGUUCCCACCGGCGGCCCUCCCGGUGCGCCGCCAGGACGGGGAGGGCCGCCCAAUGCGUCCGGGCCACCGGGAGGAGGAGGCCAGGAGUGGGGCCCACCGGGGAUGGCAACCGGUAUGCCCGGAGGCGGGCCGCCCCCUGGCAUGAUGGGAGGGAUGCCCGGUGGGCCGCCCGGGGGUCCGCCGCCGGGCAUGAGAGGCCACCCAGGAGGGCCGGGCGGUCAGAUGGGAGCGCCUCCUGGGGCCGGGUCACCGCCCAUGUUCCCGGGCAUGCUGCCGAAUCUCCAAAAGGUGAGACUGCCCAUGGGCUUCAGCCCUCCGAGAGACGACUCGCCGCCUCCGCCGGAGAUGCCAGAAGACCUCGACUCCGACGUUGCCAUGGAGGCGGCGAUGCGUGAGUGGGAAGGCCUUAGGGAGGCGUUUGAGAUCCUCCGAUCCCAGUUUGGGCCCGAGUUCCAGGCCCUGGGCGCCGAGUACGCAGACCACAGGGACUCGCCCUUUGGGCCGACGCUGCAGUACCGCACCUUUUCCGUGGCCGGCAUCUGGAUGAACUACUACAUGGGCCUGAUCCAUCUGUACCGCGCACACCCGCGGAUGCCGCCGGCCGCCAUGAUUGCCGCGGGCAUCCAGGCGCAGCAUACCGAGAAGUUUGCCAUCGAGAUUGGGCGGAUCGCGGCGGGGCUGACGGACGACGUCUCCAACGCCACCGAGAUCAGCACCUUGGUCGGGGCGGCGCUCAUCGAGAGUGCCUUCUGUCUCUUUGUCGGCGCUAUCCAGUACAGAGACGACGCCCAGCGUCACUGGAUCGUCAGGCGGAUGCACGACGUAGCACGUCUCACAGGCUGGCAAUCUGCGCGACAAAUCGCCGAGGGCUGCGAGUCUGGCUGGAAGAAGGCCGCGGCUAUGGGACGGGGUCCGCCGUACACAAGAGACCCCACGCUCCAGACCGUCGUGCCCCCCUCGGUGUGGUUGAACCCGAGGAGGAUUGGCGCCCGGCUGGAGCUGCUGGACGGAGACGACAAGGUGCUCGUCGUCGCCAAGACGGAGCGGGCGCAUUACGCCCUGGGGCUACUCAGCGUCGAGCAGGAGCUGGAGAGGCUCGACAUCAAGGAGGGAUGA